This is a messenger RNA of Linum trigynum, 312 nucleotides long. The record is from the annotation of a GenBank genome assembly. Lineage: Eukaryota; Viridiplantae; Streptophyta; Magnoliopsida; Malpighiales; Linaceae.
AUGGAAGAAUCUGCUCCAGCUCCAUCUUCACCCAAAAAUCAAAAGACGGAAUCAGGUCGAGUUGAUGAGCAGCAACAGCAGCUUAUUGGUGCGGCAGAGCCGGUGGAAGAGAAGCCAACAGACGACGUCGAAACUUGGGAAGAUGGUGAUGAUGAUGAGGAGGAGGCCAGAAAUAAGCUACUGGCCGACAUUAAUUGCAGCUCGAGGAUCAUCAUAGUGGGUGUAGCUAAGCUAGCCAUGGAUUCAAUGUUCACUGCAUGCAUGCAUGCAUCCUUAAUAUCAUCGUUGUUUCGUUUUUGUUUCUUCUUCUGA